AGUCAGUCUGCUUUCACCCACCGCAGAGGGAAGAUAUGAACAAUCUGUUCUCCAUUCAAACAACUACACUGUCGUACACAAAAAUGUUGGUAACGGUUAUGGUUAUACUUGUCUUCACGUCGUCGUGUAGUGGUCGUUCUUGGCUAAUCGACGGUGAUGAAGACCUCCAAUUGUCACAGUACCACAGCCUAAAUAAGAGAGCAGUGUUCGACUCAGCUUGUAAGGGUUACUAUGACCGAGAAUUCUGGGGCAAGUUGAGCAGAGUUUGCUGGGACUGUGAGAACCUGUUUAGGCAACCUGGCUACCAGGAUAAGUGCAGCGAAGGCUGUUUCGUCACUACGGACUUCACUCAAUGUGUAAAGGCCUUGUUGCUAAAUGUGGAAGAAUACAACGAACUUGCUGAGUUGGUGCGCGGUUGAUAAAUCUACGAUAAUAUAAAAAAAGAAGGAAAAAAGUGACACAAGAAUCGAAUUUCCUGAAGAAUAAUAUCCCCACCUUCCUCACCACUGGGAGCGACGCCAACAUGACAGGUCGGUGUUUGUUGCCAGGAUCUAUUGGUAACAUCUUUUUCAUCCUCGGAGGACCAUCUAAAAGGACUUAACAAGACCUAGUUAGUCUAAAUGACCGGUUUACUGAGAAUUCAGACUGGAUAAGAAUUGGGAAAAACGGGAAAUACUAAUAUAUGCUGAAUUUGCUGAUAUAUUGUAGUGGACGUCUCCCCUACAAACUGCGUAUCGCAUUCCACUGUGCCGCCUUCCCUAGCAACCAACCAGAUGUUACCGUAUCUUAGCAACGAAACUAUUCACCGGCGA
This is a messenger RNA of Homarus americanus (American lobster), 812 nucleotides long. RefSeq names its product crustacean hyperglycemic hormone-like. Gene Ontology annotation, cellular component: extracellular region. NCBI's taxonomy places the organism in Eukaryota, Metazoa, Arthropoda, Malacostraca, Decapoda, Nephropidae. Gene Ontology annotation, molecular function: neuropeptide hormone activity. The transcript has 4 exons. Gene Ontology annotation, biological process: circadian rhythm. The record is from RefSeq and is a predicted model, not a curated record. Bases 36 to 419 code for a protein of 127 amino acids.